GAAUUAAUAUGGUUUAUAUUAAGUCCUGGACGUGUCUCGGCUUAUUUAUGACCACUUUUAUGUCCAUUGCUGCACUACUUAGUACCCAGCCUGCAAAGAAAAGUCCGUGCUGAGAGAUAGUAUUGGGCAACGCUCUCCAGAAUAGUGCAGGCAAUCAAUUAUUAGCUAGCACAAUUAUGAUGAGAAGCGUUUUUGUCUAUUUUGAGAGUGGCUCACACUCGAAGAUGUGAUCUGGUCAGUUAGGGCUACCAGAAGUGUGGUGGGUUUUGUACAUCCCCAAAGAAUUGUAUGUAAUAACUCUUCGAAACACAUUUGAAAACUGCAAUACAGUCGUUUUAGGAAUGCGAUUUUACAAGUCAAGCUACAAUGCAAUUGUUUCUUGGAAGCGACAAGUUAAAAGGUUCUUGCACAAACUAUAGUAAAGCUAAAGCUUGUCCAUGUUACCACAUUCAAGAACUGCAAUACCUGCUCUUAAUUCACCCAGGAAAUUUCUAUGUACGUAUACAAAUGUUUGUUUUAAUUUAGGAAGAAGCAAAAGUAAAUCGAAAGCGUGUAUUAAAUUUCACUGCCGAUGAAAAGGCUAUAUUAGGGCAACUAAUAAAGAAGCGGCCUAUUAUAGAAUCGAAGCAUACGGAUGGAAAAUCAAUUUUGAGAAAGAAAGAAGCUUGGGAUUUGCUUACGAAUGAGUUCAAUUCAAAUUCGAAUGUCUACAAGGUAAAAUUAUAUGCGUUUUAAGGCGGGUUGUAUGGAACGAAUGGAACAGAUUCGGAUUCUAGAUAAAUUUCUAAGAAAAAAUUCCAUUAGAGCAUAGCUCUGGAUUUCGAGCCCGCCAAACUUGAAAAAGCUAUCUUCAAUUAAUGCUACGUUAAGACAUAAGUAAGUAUUAAAAAUAUGACCUUCAUAACACUCCCGCUAAUAUUAAGUGUAGACAUUAACUUAGUAUUAAUUAAAGAUAGGUUAUUUUAAAAUUUUGGGGGGCUCAAAAUUUGGAGCUAUAAUGGAAUUUUUUCUUUGGUAUUUAAUGUAGAAUACGAAUGUGCUAGGAACGAUGUCGAAAAAAUACCCGACCUAAUGCAUUUAUUCAAUUUAUUAUACGCCUUAAGGUAGCGUCAAACAGAUGCGGUAAAAAAUUUUACGAUAUGCGAUCAAUACAAACCACUGCGGUAUAGCACCGCAGUGUGUCGUAUCUCACCUGUUUGAGAGCGUUUGCUUUUUAUCGUUAUCGCAAAAAAUACGAUAUCGUAUCGCACCGGUAUUAUCGCAUCUGCUUGAGGCCACCUUUAGUAUUUCGUGUUUCCAUAUUGUUUAUUUCAGCGUGAGACGGUUACAUUAAGGAGGGCGUGGGAAAAUAUGAAGGCAGUCGCACGAAAGGCUCGGGCAGUAGAAAGGGGUAAUUUAUUUCGAACGGGCGGUGGGCCACCGGUGCCAUCAACAUCACGGCAAGUAGAAGCAAUAGUGGACAUGGUGGAAGAGGCUGCUCCCGCAAUGAUUUGCGAAAUCUCCAACAACUUUGACAGCGAUGGGGCAAUUUUGCUAAACAUGGAAAAUAGCCAAUCUAGCUCCAUUGAGUUUUUAGAUAUGAUCACGGAAGCAAAUGAGGAAUCCGACGUAAACUUCAAAGCCAUAAGCAUAAAUUAUGAAGGUGAACCAAAUGUUGCAGUACACAGUAAUGAAACUGGCCACCAACAAAAAGUGGAAAAGGAGCAAGUACGCAGACCAAGCGACUACGUUCGGCGGGAGGCAGCAUUACGGGUAAGGUACCUAGAGAAGAGAGAGAAGCUUAAGCUUGAAUUAGUCAAAACACAGUUGGAAGUUGAGCAAAUAAAAAAAAGAGCAGCCUUGUUGGAAGAGCAAAAAAACCAAGUAUUACUACAAAAGGCUAAAAUAGAUUUUGAAGAGGCAAAAAAAAAUCGUUCAAUAAAUUAAA
This is a messenger RNA of Rhagoletis pomonella (apple maggot), 1927 nucleotides long. RefSeq lists its product as uncharacterized. The coding region runs from base 1351 to 1926 and encodes 191 amino acids. The record is from RefSeq and is a predicted model, not a curated record. NCBI's taxonomy places the organism in Eukaryota, Metazoa, Arthropoda, Insecta, Diptera, Tephritidae. The transcript is spliced from 5 exons.